Molecule: messenger RNA, 660 nt
Organism: Penicillium bovifimosum
Lineage: Eukaryota; Fungi; Ascomycota; Eurotiomycetes; Eurotiales; Aspergillaceae
Exons: 3
Coding region: 1-660 (219 amino acids)
Source: RefSeq, a predicted model, not a curated record
AUGACAUUGACCAGCAAUGAAAAGCGCGCCCAGCGGAGGCAAGAAUGCCGCGAGGCUCUGGUAGCUCAUAUCCACGAACGACUUGGACUCAAAGUUCCCCCAAACAGGGUCCGCCUGCAGCCUCGCUCCGAAGACGGCUAUGCGUGGUCUGUCGCGGAAGGAUACGAGUAUCUAUUAGCAACAAGCUUGAGCAACGGAUCUGUCGGCAGAUACGGCAGCAUCAUCGACAACCUGGGUCGCUCAAUCGAGGCCAUCCACCCGAAGACUCUGGUGCCAAGCUGCACAAACCAGAAUUCUAAUCCAAGCACAACAAGCCCGAUUCCACAGGUUGAAAACGGGUCCUUCACUGCCACUAUCCGACGGCUAGAGUGCGAGAAUGAGGAGCUCACUGAUGAGCUUGAUCAGGCGCAGUCACGGUCCAAUGCAUUGCUGAUGAAGGUUGAGGAAUGGAAGACGCGGGCACAAGCCAUGGAAGAGCAGCUAAGAGAGAGCCAGAGUCUGGUGGCUCGGCUUGACGAAGAGUUGAGAGAGGCGCAGGGAGGAAUGGCCAAGGCGGUGAAGCUGUUACAGAGUUUCCGGGCACACGAGGAGCCGCAGUCACGUGGGAGUGAAAACCCAAUAUGUUAUGACGCCGCGCGUUCGCCAAGUCGGGAAAAAUGA